Messenger RNA from Cyanistes caeruleus (blue tit), 679 nucleotides. The record is from RefSeq and is a predicted model, not a curated record. Lineage: Eukaryota; Metazoa; Chordata; Aves; Passeriformes; Paridae.
CUCCUGCAAGUUGGGAUCUCUGCCUGAGAGUCAGCAUCUUGCAUUUUGUUUCCCUCAGGGAGAAUGGUGAACAAGGAAAAUCCCAUCACAAAAUACAUCGAACUGGAAAGUCUUGGCAGCGGGGGUUUUGGAGAGGUUUCCAGAGCACUUGACAUUGCAACAGGAGGAGAGGUGGCCAUAAAGAAAAUAAAUGUGCAAGGAGUGAAUAGGAAGAUACUAACCAUGAAUGAAAUCAGGAUCAUGGAGAGUAAUAGGAGUCCCAGGAUCGUGAAUUACUUAGCCAGCUACCUUGUGCAUGAGGAACUCUGGCUGGUGAUGGAGUACAUGGACGGAGGCACUCUGAGAGAUCUCAUCGACGAGAUUCAAAUGUCUGAAGGAGAGAUUGCAGCUGUCAGUCGGGAGGUCAGGGAUCCCAUCUGUGCUUCCAAGGCCUUGAGCUGCAUUGUCUGGGAAACAGGGGCUCAGAACGGGAGGGAUUUCAUGGGCCAAGCUUGGUUUCUGUGUUGCUGCUCGGCUAUGGGCAAGCAAGAGCAUCUCAAGUGAACUGUCUGCCAGUGCCCCUACACUCACUGGACUCACUUCCUGUACUCUUAUCCCCUGCUCUUGUAUUCUAGCUCUGUCUCUUGCAUUGGCAUUUGCACUUCUCCACCUUGCCUAGCUAAACUUUUGCCUGUCUGCA